AUGGAAACCGGGAGCCCCAGGAAGAUACAGUUCACCGUCCCCCUACUGGACACCCACCUGGACCCAGAGGCAGCAGAACAGAUCAGAAGACGUAGACCCACUCCUGCCACUUUAGUGGCAUCCAGUGAUCAGUCAUCACCUGAAAUAGAUGAAGAUCGUCUCCCAAACCAGCUGUACAAGGCAGCCUUGUUGAACUCCCCUCGACAACGGCGAAAAGGACAAAAGGGAACUCCUACGAUGAAAGAACUGCAGUUCCUGGUAGAGCACCACCUGUACAGGCAGCAGCAGGGAGCUGGGGACGAGUGCUCCUCAGAGAGCUGCCUGUCGGACAGGCCCAGCCCUGACUCUGUUCCCACCGGGGAGGAGCUCCCACACGACGACGAGGCCACUGCGGAGGCCUUUGAGAAACUGCGUUGCCAAAUGGAAGAGUUCUCGAGGGAGAGUCUAUUAGAGGCUGCAGGUGGACUUGAGUGCCCCCUCUCCAAGGAGAAAGAGGAUCGUUCCAGUGUUGCCAAUGUAGCAGAUCCCUCCUCGCAACAAAACAACGCAAAAGAAGACACAGCUGCAGCAUCCAGUGCAAGUCAAGCGGCAGAGGAUAAGACAAAGAAAAGCAGCCUGGAGAAAGAGAAAUAG
Molecule: messenger RNA, 633 nt
Organism: Toxotes jaculatrix (banded archerfish)
Lineage: Eukaryota; Metazoa; Chordata; Actinopteri; Toxotidae
Product: protein phosphatase 1 regulatory subunit 1A-like
Exons: 7
Coding region: 1-633 (210 amino acids)
Biological process (GO): intracellular signal transduction
Cellular component (GO): cytoplasm
Molecular function (GO): protein phosphatase inhibitor activity
Source: RefSeq, a predicted model, not a curated record